UAUUCUUCUGUCCGUCAGCGAAUUCAAGCCCCCCCCCCCCCCCAGCUCUCUCUCUCUCAAGACAUCAUCGGCACGCCGUCUCUCCAACCACUCGACUUUCGUUCUCCCGCGGGGCCUCUCCUCCCUUCUCUCGUGUCGCUCCGCGCAGCUGCCAGUCGCGGUGGCCUUGAGUGCCCGUCUCUGCGCUUUCCGUCUCUCCUCAUCCUCCUCCUCAUCCUCCUUCUUCUAUUCAUUUGGCAUCUCUCAGCUUGCGUUGGCGUCUGGCUCCGCGACCUCUCUCUCGUUGCCACCGUCCGCUCAAAGCGUCAUCAUCCGUCUCUCAAAUCUACGCGCGCCGCGUUCGUCUGUCGGCAUCUUCUCGGUCCGUCUCCCGGGUUCGCCUUCAACGAUGUGGGCUCGGCGGACUCUGUGCCUACUGCUUGUGUGCGCGACCUGCACGCCAACUCCCAGCUCCGCCUACCCUCCGCCCAGAGACAUGGAGAGAGGGACGAGUCUCGAGACGAACGAGGCGAUUAUCGAUCCCGCGCUAGCGGUCGGUUGGGUGAUCGUCGUUCCUGCGGAUUCCGUUUCCCGACCGAUCGUGCUGACUCCGUCUGAGACGCGGCUCCUACUCAGCGGCCCUGGGGAGACAUCAGCCCUGCAGUCCAACAGCCUGCACCAGCCCGACGAGGAUGAGGAGGCGGCAUCAGCGAGGAGCCUGGUGCACAAGCGCGCGUGCAACACGGCCACGUGCGCCACGCAGCGCCUCAUGGACUUCCUGAGCCGCGCGCGCGGCAUGGAGGGCGCCGGCCCCACGGACACGGGAGCCAGCACGUUCGGGCGCAGGCGCCGCUAGGGCACGCCUCUCUGCACGGACCCCCCCCCCCUCCCUCCUGCCCCCCCACUUAUCGUCCCUACCACUCAGGGCCGGAUUCAGGCACGGGGGGCUUUAGGGGGCUGCAGCCCAAGGGUGCCCCGCGCCAGCUGGAGGGCCCCCUCCAGAGAUGAAGUGGAAAGUGAUUUCGUUCGUGAAUGCUGAAUUCGUAUUUGUUGUUAGCCUUGUAAAAAAAUACAAUUUUAUUUUUCUUUCACUUUGUUUUUUUCCUUUUGAAAAUAUUACUGGGGGGCCCUCACAGUUACCUGCAGCCCAGGGGGGCCUAGACAAUCUUAAUCCGGUCCUGCCUAUCACUAGAAUCUCCACCCCCCUCCCCCCACCAUGGUUCGAGUAAAGAUUCCCCUUGGGGAUACCUUCAAGGUCACCGGCAAAAACAAAAUAACAACAAUAAGAAGAAGAGGAGGAGGAAGAACCAUUGUUGUUUUUUUUCGAAUUCGGUCCAGUAACUGAGUAUUUAAAGAGCCGCAGUGCACGUGCAUGCAUUACGUCCCGCUGUAUCACAAUGCACGUGCAUGCCCACGUCACGUGACGUUACAUGGCGUGACGAAGCAGUCUUUAAAAGGCCACGGGCUGCCCCUCCCCCUGUUCCAUGCGUCUUUACGCAAUCAGAUCCCCCUGCCGUCCGCCCACCAUGGAUCCCACGCAGAUCUCGCGAUGAAUUCCUUCCAAAGAUCAGAUCGCCCCCUGAACACUGACAAGCCCCUCCAUCUCCCCCCGGCGUUCCUCCCCCCCAUCACCGCCCCUCACCACUGGAUGGCCCCUGACCUCCCACCUAACGGAGCCCCCCCCCCCUUCUCGAAAGAGGCUCUGCCUAUCCUUUGCAUUGACCACGGAACCCACCCCCCACCCCGCCGCCUUUCACGAGCGGAAAGAAUUGCUUCAUGCCGCCCCUUAAUCUUUUAUUCUUAUAUUCUUGGGUCUUUCGGUAAAGUCACGUCGAUGGGUUCAAUCUAUUUACUGUACAUCUGUGGGAGGGGGGGGAAGAGCUUCAUAGCUCAUCGGAUUCCUCCCAGCAUGGGUGAUGAUUCUGAUUGACUUACAACGGCCUACGCUUGACGUCUUCACCGCUCCAACACUCCUGCCCCUACCCAAGGGGGGGGGGGACGUCCGGCCCGAGUCUAGCCCCUAACCUCCACCCAGACCCUCCCUCUCCCUUGUCCGUGUCAUGGAGCCACGAGUCACUCUGGGCCCGUGGAUUUAAGUGGAGCACGGGAUGCUCCCAUCCCUCGCCACCCCCAUUCCGAUAUUAGGAAAUCACCGGAGCCGUGCACAUUGAAAAUCAUCUCGACGGAACAAACUUUCGUUUUCUUGGUUCUUUCGGUAAAGUCACGUAGUAGGGAAGUAAUAAAAUAAUAAAAAUAAAACAUAAUAAAAUAAUUCUCACGACGUUUCGGCCACAACGCAAGCAACCGUCCUCAGGUGAAGCACAUGUCUGUCGAUAAGACAGACUCUGUCUUAUCGACAGACAUGUUGUGGCCGAAACGUCGUGAGAAUUAUUUUAUUAUGUUUUAUUUUAAUUAUUUAUUAUUUCCCUUCUACGUGACUUUACCGAAAGAACCAAGAAGAUGAAUCCCUGCAGUCACGAAAGCUUUAAAUCGAAAUUUAAACUUUCGUUUCUUCGGAACCGCUUUUUGUCUUCGGUUUGUUGCCCGCCACUCCGCGCACCCUGCGAGUCGCACGGUUUUGGCUUCCGCUACGGUGCGAAAGGCGAACUCGACAUGUAGAUACGCGCGCACGUGGGCAUCCUCCUUCUCGCGCCUGAGGCCUUACGGCGUGAAAUACAAGGGUGCUUCAAAAAAACAUCUACACGAGACUAUUGUUUUUAAUAAGAAAAAAAAAGAAACGGAUAACACGUAGAAGGGAAAUAGUAAAAUAAUACAAAUAAAACAUAAUUAAAUUCAAUUCUCAUGACGUUUCGGCCACAACGCAAGCAGCCGUCCUCGGGUGAAGGACAGGGCUGUCGGAAAGACAGCGUGUGAAUGAAACACCACCAAGCUUGGCAGCACAUAUUUAAGUUGGGUUAGAGGGGGAAGGGCGCCUUGUCAAGGUGGCCGAAACGUCGUGAGAAUUAUAUUUUAUUACGUGUUAUUUUUAGUAUUUUAUUAUUUCCCUUCCACGUGACUUUACCGAAAGAACCAAGAAGAUGAAUCCCUGCAGUCACGAAGAAGCUUUAAAUCGAAAUUUAGACGGAUAAUAAAACACCGUAACGUGAUGACAAAUGUCAUGUUAAUAGCUUCGAAAAGUCACAGAGUCUCUCCCACUCGUUCGCCAUCGUCGUCAACACGUGGCCUGGAAUCUUCUCCAGGUGGUCUCCAGAGCCGGCACAUUUCUCGUGGUGUUGUUGCAAAUUCUCGGAAGUGUUCACAUUGUUUUGAAGCAGCCUGUAUUUAAAAAAAAACUGAGUUUUGCUCACUUAUGAAUAUAAAGGAAAAAAAAAUCCGAUUGAGAUGGUUAGGCCCAGCGCCUUGAGGCAAUCUAUGUGAAGGCAGUGUUUGUCUGCUCUGUUGAACCUUCUUUACUUUGGGCUGGUGGUUUGGAGGGCGGCAGUAAGGGGGCCCUUACGAUUUGGCCCCCCAUGGCUUACGACGGUCCAGCCACAAUCACAAAUCCUGGGUGGUGGUGGGGGUGGUGGCUUCUUUUUUAAUCUAUGGUGGCCUUUUUUUGCCUAGUAGCAAAUAUGGUAAAAAAAUAAGCAUUAUAUAUAUGAAUAGAUUUUUACCCUUUCUGGCAAUGAAACAGCAGGUCUGAAGAUAUUCAAACACCAAAGAGAUAUACCCUUGUUUUGUUGUUGCAAGCAAUCGAGUCGGCAUUAGUCACGCGUACUUGUGGCGAAACAUGCAAGACGAACAGAAAGGGUCAAAAACCUCUUCUUAUUUGCCAUUACUUUGAUACUGGAAACAAAAAGUGCCACAUAUAUACAUAAUCACUGCUCAACCCGUGCCCGAAUGCUCUGACACGGGCAAUGCAUUUGUACCGUUCGCCUUUGUCGCCCUCCCGCCGGAUAUAAAAUUGGUGAGACAAGGCCACGAAGAAGCCUGUCUCUGGGACAGACCAAUCGGGGGGGGGGGGGGGCUUUUCUUCGUUGUGUUUGUUUGUUCCACUUGUGUUGGAGGGGGUGAGGGUUGGGGUGGUGCGGCGAGGGUGGUCACCCGUGGAUUUCUGGUCGGACAUCGGAGACCACAGGAUGAUGGGAGUGGAGGGAGGGAGAAGUGGGGUUGAAGAGAGGGAGUGGGAGGGGAGGGAGGGAGAAGUGGGAGUGGAGGGAAUGGGAGGGAG
This is a messenger RNA of Lethenteron reissneri (Far Eastern brook lamprey), 4150 nucleotides long. Its product is annotated as calcitonin gene-related peptide 2-like. Gene Ontology annotation, biological process: adenylate cyclase-activating G protein-coupled receptor signaling pathway; regulation of cytosolic calcium ion concentration. Gene Ontology annotation, cellular component: extracellular region. Lineage: Eukaryota; Metazoa; Chordata; Hyperoartia; Petromyzontiformes; Petromyzontidae. Gene Ontology annotation, molecular function: calcitonin receptor binding; hormone activity. The record is from RefSeq and is a predicted model, not a curated record.